Pseudogymnoascus destructans is the source of this 2709-nucleotide messenger RNA. RefSeq lists its product as uncharacterized. The record is from RefSeq and is a predicted model, not a curated record. The coding region runs from base 1 to 2709 and encodes 902 amino acids. Lineage: Eukaryota; Fungi; Ascomycota; Leotiomycetes; Thelebolales; Thelebolaceae. Gene Ontology annotation, biological process: carbohydrate metabolic process. The transcript has a single exon.
AUGACGGCUCAACCACAGAUCACCUCUGCAACUUUCGAAAACACCCACUCCCUCCUCGCCAUCGGCCACGCUAAACCCCGCCUCUCAUGGCGCUUCGCCGCCGGAUCCCCCUCCGUCAAAAACUGGAAGCAGCGCGCAUAUGAGCUCGAAAUACGCCGAGGACAGGGCGAGGGAGCAGCAGAGUCAUACUCCGUCGAGAGCAGGGAAUCUGUGCUGGUGCCCUGGCCGAGCGCGGCGCUGCAAUCACGCGAUGUCGUACAAGUCAGAGUCAAGGCGUUUGGAGGCGAGAGCAAGGAAGGGACGGAGUGGUCGGCGUGGGUUACGGGUGAAGCGGGGCUGUUGAAUCAGAGCGACUGGAUAGCGAAACUCAUUACUAAUCCUGAUGUUGAUGAGGGUCCGUUGAGGCCUGUGUUGUUCAGGAAGGCGUUUUCGCUGGGGAGUGAGAAGGGGAAGGUUGUUAAGGCGCGGCUAUAUACUACUGCGUGCGGUGUGUAUGAGGCGUAUAUCAAUGGGAAGAGAAUUGGGAAUGAGGCGAUGACGCCGGGGUGGACGAGUUAUAAGCAUAGGCAUCAUUAUCAGGUGUUUGAUGUGUCUGAGAGUCUGAAGGCGGAUGGGGACAAUGUCAUUGGUGUUGAAGUGGGUGAGGGAUGGUAUGCUGGCCGCUUGGGUUUUCAUGGGGGUCAGCGUUUCAUUUACGGGAGAGAACUGGCAUCACUUGUGCAGCUCGAGGUCGAGUUUGCUGAUUCAAGUGAACGUUUUACGUUGAUCUCGAACGAAUCGUGGAUGUGCGGGAAGAGCCCGAGGAUUCGGAGUGAGAUUUAUGACGGCGAAGUUUAUGAUAUGAGGGAGGAGCAAGAGGGAUGGAAUGAAAUCAUUAUUACCCCUGAUGGCGCCACCUGGGAAGGAGUCAAAGUUCUCCCUCCCCUCUCUACAAAACUCUUGGCACCGGAUGCGCCGCCCGUUACGGUCACAGAAGAGGUCAACCCAGUCGAUAUUAUCAAGACAAAGUCCGGGAAAACAGUCAUUGAUUUUGGGCAGAACCUGGUAGGCAAGCUUCGUGUCAGCUCCGUCCGACUCCCCGCGGGUCAGAAGAUCUCAUUUACACAUGUCGAAGUGCUCGAGAAUGGCGAAAUCGGCACACGUCCGCUUCGAGGAGCAGUCUGCGUUGAUACUAUUGUCUUUUCUGAAAAGGAGCUCCGCGGCUGGUCGCCGAAAUUCACAUUCCACGGCUUCCAGUACGUGCAGGUUGAAGGGUGGCCAGCAACUGCGGAUGCUGAACUCCCUUAUAAGUCUGACUUUACUGCGCUAGUCAUGCAUACAAACAUGGAGAGGACUCGCUGGUUCAAUUGUUCCGACACCCUUGUUAAUAAGCUCCAUGAGAAUGUUGUUUGGGGUAUGCGUGGUAACUUUUUGUCGAUCCCGACGGAUUGCCCGCAGCGGGAUGAACGUCUGGGAUGGACGGGCGAUAUUCAGGUAUUCUGCCCCUCAGCAAAUUUCCUCUACAAUACUGCAGGUAUGUUGAGCAACUGGCUUGAAGAUGUUUCAGAAGAGCAGUUUAAGGACGAGGAGAAUAUGAUUCCUGGUAUUGUUGUCCCAAAUAUCCUCCGCGAUAUCUGGCCCAAGGGUGGGCAAGCGGUCUGGCAUGACGUGGUCGUAUUGACGCCCUGGGACUUAUACAACCCCUUUGGCGAUAUAGAGAUCCUACGUAGACAGUAUGAGAGUAUGAGAGGCUGGGUAGACAAAGGAGUUGCUCGCGAUCCAGAUGGUCUUUGGGACCCAUUGGCCAGACAGCUCGGCGACUGGCUCGACCCCGCAGCCCCUCCCGAUGAGCCAUCCAUGGGCCGAACCGACGGCGUAUUAGUCGCAGACGCCUAUCUCGUUCGCGUCACAUCGACACUUGCGCAGAUCAGCGCCAUCCUCAACCACCCCGAAGACGUAGAACGCUACUCUACUGAUGCAGUAAAACUCAAAGCCCUCUUCCAGAGCAAAUACAUCACUCCUCUCGGUCUCCUCGUGAGCGACACCCAAACUGCCCUUUCUAUUGCUCUCGCGUUUAAUCUCCAUGAACAACCACCACAGGCUGAAGCAGCUGCAGAGCGCCUCUCCCGCCUUGUCCGCACUUCCCGCUUCCGCAUCUCCACCGGCUUCGCGGGCACUCCACUCGUCACGCACGCAUUGACUCGCUCAGGACAGAGCCAGCUCGCUUAUCGCAUGCUGCUGGAGAAGAAGUGUCCCUCGUGGCUAUAUCCCGUCACGAUGGGCGCCACGACAACAUGGGAGCGCUGGGACAGCAUGCUCCCAGACGGGUCGAUCAACCCGGGGUCUAUGACAAGCUUCAACCACUACGCCCUCGGCUCGGUGAUUAACUGGCUACACACAACUGCUGGUGGGAUUAGCCCCUUAGCGCCGGGAUGGAAGGAGAUAAUGGUCAGGCCUGUGCCCGGGGGGUCGCUGACGUCGGCUGAGGUCAGGUAUGAGAGCCCGUAUGGACGGAUUGAGUGUAGUUGGACGUUGGAGGGGACGAAGUUCACGAUGAAACUUGAGGUCCCGCCGAAUACUACGGCGGUUGUUAUCCUGCCCGACCAUGUGCAUGGAGCGGUUGGGGAUGGUCAGGGGCAGGUUGUUGGUUCGGGGACACAUGAGUUCUCGUGUGUGUUUGAGAUGGGGCCUUGGCCGGAGGAGAUUUUUGAUCCGUUUAGGGCGGAUUAG